CACGAGAACGAAUGCAUGCAUGCAAAUAUGGAUGGACAAUAAAGCUAGAGCUUGCAUAGACAGAAGUAGCCAAUAGGAGGUACUGUGUCAUUCUCCAAGAAGUGGGCUCUUCUUCUACCAUGCAUCCCAGCCCGGGGACACAGCCGUAUCUCUGCUUUGAUUUGCUCCCUAAUUGACCUAAAUAAAGUAUCUGAGAGACAGGGUCCCUCCAACCCCUCAAGGCAGACUAGAACACAGUGUAGUAGCUCAAUGCGAGUAAUUAUCUUAUUUUCUAUAGUAAUCUUGCUCGCUUCCCCCACUGUCCAAUCGCAAGACGCAAUUUCUUUGCUACGCUUGGAUCUCGCGCGGUUGAAUUUACAGUAGUUUAUCUGCGGAUUCUCACGGUCUCACACUCUUCACUCGAGCUCUCAUGGAUAGCUCGACAGACUUCGAUAGAAAUAGUAGGCAUAACUGAAAAAAGCAAAAGAUACAUCCAGUAAUGUCUAAACAGCACGUAAGUAUUUAAAAGUAAUUUAUUUAUCGGUGACUAGGUGGUUUGAAAACGUCGAAAUAUGCUUGAUAAGGAACCGGAGUCUCAACAUCAUGGUCCAACGUCAAGAAGCUCAUCAUUUUCAAUUGAGAAUUUACUUCGCUCUACUAGGACUACAGACAGGCGGUCUACGACCGAAGAUGAGUUUUUUUUUAAAGAAACGGGACUGUCUUUCAACCAAGUCGCUGUCCUUGAGAGCCGCUGGGGCCAAGUGGAGCGUCAAGUGUCCUACUUUGGGUUAAACGCCCAACGCCUUGCUGAAGCCGGUUGCAUUUCGGACUGGUGUGGGACAUCGCCCAAUAAAGCUUGCAGCGAUUUACAGAGUCCGCAGUGCCACUCCAGCAACUCAGAUGACCCCGGAUACUCCCUACCAACCAGCGACCGGGAUUCCCCGGCUCUACCGGAGCCGGUGGAAGACCACGACGAACGGAACGAGAGGACAGAGGGCAGUCAGACAGACGACAAGGAUGACGAAACAGGAUCCUCCUGCUUCGCGCGAGACGACAGUGACACACCUGAUACGAAAGCAGCUCGCAAGAAGAAGACCCGCACCGUGUUCAGCCGGAGUCAGGUGUUCCAGCUGGAGUCCACCUUCGACAUGAAACGCUACCUGAGCAGCACUGAGCGGGCGGGGCUGGCCGCUUCUCUACAACUUACCGAGACUCAGGUUAAGAUUUGGUUCCAGAACCGCAGGAACAAGUGGAAGAGACAGAUAGCUGCCGACAUGGCGUCCACGAGCAUCUCCUUUUCGGCCCAAAGGAUUGUCAGGGUUCCUAUUAUUUACCACGAGAACGCUUCACCUGGGACACUGAACGCAAACCUGGCACAGGUGUCGCCACCCUUAGUGGGUUUUUCGAGUACUGUGAAUUUUCCCAUCUCCCAGUUCACACACCCCAUGUCUUUUAUAAGAUCACAAAUGACAGGCCUAGUGUGAGGCACACAUUAUUGGUGUAUUAUAUUAAACUAACAAUUUAAGUAUUGGACACAGUAGAGAUAAUCCCUUCAAGAGUUUAUUGCUGAGGGUGACUUUAUUGCAAAUCACCAAGAUCACAGCCACAUUCAUAAGGGGAUGACACUCAUUGAGCAACCUGUGUAGCAUAUAGCCUCAACUAGUUUAUUUUAAUAUGCAAGUUAUGAGCAUGGGGUUACUGGAACUGUAUUAUUUCAUAUUUCUUAUUUAAACUGGGUUUCAGUUGACAUUUUGUACACAAGAGUUGUCUGAUCAAUGUAAAUAAAAUAGAUGAAGUGCACACCAUGUUUCAUGUUUA
Messenger RNA from Oncorhynchus mykiss (rainbow trout), 1797 nucleotides. Its product is annotated as homeobox protein HMX3-like. Gene Ontology annotation, cellular component: nucleus. Gene Ontology annotation, molecular function: RNA polymerase II transcription regulatory region sequence-specific DNA binding; DNA-binding transcription factor activity, RNA polymerase II-specific. Gene Ontology annotation, biological process: regulation of transcription by RNA polymerase II; negative regulation of DNA-templated transcription. Lineage: Eukaryota; Metazoa; Chordata; Actinopteri; Salmoniformes; Salmonidae. The record is from RefSeq and is a predicted model, not a curated record.